Messenger RNA from Fusarium falciforme, 3036 nucleotides. RefSeq lists its product as hypothetical. The coding region runs from base 1 to 3036 and encodes 1011 amino acids. The transcript is spliced from 2 exons. Gene Ontology annotation, cellular component: cytoplasm. Gene Ontology annotation, molecular function: calcium-dependent cysteine-type endopeptidase activity. The record is from RefSeq and is a predicted model, not a curated record. Gene Ontology annotation, biological process: proteolysis. Lineage: Eukaryota; Fungi; Ascomycota; Sordariomycetes; Hypocreales; Nectriaceae.
AUGCACGGCUACAGUUCAUCAGAAGAGUCGGACGACCCUCGUCGGCCUCGCGUGCCGCCCGCGACCACAGCCAAUUCCAACGACCAAAAGAAAAAGAAGAAGAAGAAGCUGCCGCCCCAAAAGUCUAUCAAUCGAAUCUGGAAGAAAUUCUCCAAGCGCAAGUUCCAAAGGGCCCUCGCCGUCCUCCCAUUCGAUCCCGUCCUCCCUCCCGCCACCUACCAAUCCAAUGAGCUGCUCUCGGCGGGAUACGAGCGCGCUGCGGAAGAAUGCCGACGAAAGGUCGAAAAAAUCAUUAAAGAAUGCAAGCGCGUAAAUAUGCGAUAUCGGGAUCCUGGUUGGGACUUGGAUUGGGAUCUCAAGUACGAGAAGGGCUAUUGUCUCAAUACUCUGGGCGUCCAAAAGUUUGAACUCAACAGAACGACUCUUCUCAGCUCCAAGGCUUCUGUCCCCAAGGCUGUCAAGCGAGUUCACGAAAUUUUCGAGAAGCCCACCUUCAUGAAGGAUGUGAAUGGUGGUGACGUCAAGCAAGGAAGUCUGGGUGACUGCUGGAUCAUGGCGGGUCUGACGGCCCUCUCCAAUGUUCCGGAUGGACUCAAGCGCAUCUGCGUCGCCUAUGACACUAAGAUUGGAAUCUACGGCUUCGUCUUUUACAGAGACGGAGAGUGGAUCUACUCAAUCAUUGACGACAAGCUCUAUCUCAAGUCGCCUUGCUGGGACUCUCCCAGCAUGCAGCGAGAUCUCCUGCAGCAGAUUGACCGCGAGGAUGUCGAGAACGUGUACCGAAAGACCUACCAGACUGGCUCCAAGGCUCUCUUCUUUGCCCAGUGCAAGGAUCAGAACGAGACUUGGGUCCCACUCGUAGAGAAGGCCUAUGCCAAGGCGCAUGGCGACUAUGCGUCCUUGUCUGGCGGCUGGAUCGGCGAGGGUCUGGAAGAUCUCUCGGGUGGCGUCACCACCGAACUCCUGACGUCUGACAUCCUCGACAUUGACGAAUUCUGGGACAAGGAGAUGUCCAGAGUCAAUGACGAGUUCCUCUUUGGCGCCUCGACCGGCCUGCUGGAGCACGGCUAUGGUGAGCGCAACGGCAUCUCGGAGGGACACGCCUACGUUGUCAUGGAGGCCCGGACGCUCAAGUCUGGUCAGCGCUUGGUGAAGCUCCGAAACCCUUGGGGCAAGGUCCGUAAGGGUAUCUGGGAAGGACCCUGGAGUGAUGGUUCUAAGGAGUGGACCACCGAGGUCCAAGAGGAGCUCGGCCACAAGUUUGGCAGCGACUCUGUCUUCUGGAUCUCGUACGAGGACCUCAUUCGCAAGUACUCUCACUUUGAUCGCACUCGACUUUUCCGGGAUCGCGAUUGGCGAUGCUGUCAGCGCUGGAUCGGAGUCGAUGUGCCAUGGAAGGCAGAGUACCAUGAGAAGUUCCAGAUCAAGUUAACCAAGGACUCGCCCCUUUGCCUGGUAUUGUCUCAGCUUGAUGGGCGAUACUUCAAGGGUCUUCACGGCCAGUACUCGUUCCGCCUGCAUUUCCGACUUCACUAUGAGGAUAGCCCCAAUGCCGAGGACUACAUCGUCCGCUCUCAUGGCAACUAUCUCAUGGAUAGGUCGGUGUCAGUGGAACUUCCAGACCUGCCUGCAGGAAACUACGUUGUGUAUCUCAAGGUGACAGGCGAGCGAGACUCGAAUGCCACCUCUGUCGAGGACGUCGUGAAGCGCGAGUGCCUCGACAGGGUUGAGAAUGAAAAGCUUGCCCAGGUUGGCUACGCCUACGAUCUGGCCCACAGCAAGGCAUGGGACCACAUGGACAAGGUCACCAAGCUUCGCCAGAAGAAGGAUCAAGAGAAGGCUUCUGGAUGUCGACAAAAGGAGCGUCGCCGCAUGUGGGAGAAGCGCCACGUGAACCGCGACGUUACCAAGAAGCAGUCAAGCAAGAACACCGACAAGAGAGCGCGCCGGCGUGCCGCAUGGGAGGCUGAGCAGUGCCGCCUUGACGAGGAAUUCAACGCCAAAGUCAAGGCCGAGAGGGAGGCGCUGAAGCAGGAGAGACUCGCCAAGGCUGAGGCCUUGAAGAAGGCCGAGGCUGAAAAGAAGGCUGAGGAGGCCGACGACGAGUCCUCGGAUGACAAGCCCAAGGAGUCUACUGAGGACAAGUCUGAAGCCAAGUCCGAGGACAAGCCCGAGGACAAGCCCGAGGACAAGCCUGAGGAGAAGUCCGAAGAGAAGUCCGAAGAGAAGUCUGACGACAAGGACGAGCCUGUGGUGAUUGACAAGGACGGCAAGGAUUCUUCCGAGCAGGACUCAAAGGAUUCUGACAAGAAGGAGACUCAGGUCCCUGACGAUGCUGUCAUGUCAGUCUCUACUGGAUCACCACAGUUCACUCCCAAGACGGUUGAUUCCACAACUGUGAUCGUCGAGGAGAAGCAGGAGGUUCCUCCUGUCAGUGGCCCCCCACCAGCUCCUAUUGAAGAGGAAGAGCCCCUGCCUGUCCGGCCUCGACCUGCCUAUGAUUCUGCAGGCGAGUCUUCAGACUCUCCCGUCGAGGACUGGGAGGCCCUCUACAGCAGCGAUGACAUGACCCGCAAGCCGCGACUCACGCAGUCGAACCAGGCGGUGCAUGUAGAUGACUACGACUCGGAGGAAGAGCGCAUGCCUGAUCCAUGGAAUGCCAUCUGCGUUGUUGGCAUCCGGGUCUACUCCAAGGACGAGGGUCUAGAGCUCCGCACCGUUAUGGAGGGCGGAGAGCUUCUUGAAGGAGGCAUGGGUGAGAAGGGAGCGGCAGAUCUUGACAACGCCCAGGCCAACGCCGGUGGCGUCCGAGCUGGUGAUGACAAGGACGCUCCCAAGGACAAGGCCGAGGAUGACAAGCUCUAUCCUCCGGUAGUCCGCAAGGAUGGUGGAGUGAUUGAAGAUGUCACGACCACGGGAGAGAGGAACUCUACCAUCAAGAGUUACUUUCACAUUGACUCGGCCGAUACAACUCGGAUGAACUCUCCGGCACCCACGCCGUAUGAGUUUGACCGCCGGCUGGAGCAUCGGCCAUGA